Menidia menidia (Atlantic silverside) is the source of this 1725-nucleotide messenger RNA. The record is from the annotation of a GenBank genome assembly. NCBI's taxonomy places the organism in Eukaryota, Metazoa, Chordata, Actinopteri, Atheriniformes, Atherinopsidae.
AUGAGUGAAGACAUCUCGGUCUAUAACGAGUUCCGUCUGAGGCAGCAGCUUUGUGACGCUUUGAUCAGAGCAGACGGCGUUGAAUUUCUGGUGCACAAGGUCAUCCUGUGUAACUGUAGCCCGUACUUCAGGGCUCUCUUUACGCACUGGUCAACGCCAGACUGCCGUGUCUUCGACAUUCCUGGCGUGUCAUCUUACCUCAUGAAUAUCAUCAUUGAGUUUGCCUACACUGGCCAUGUUCCUGUGACACCCGAAAAUGCCCAAGAGCUCUUCGUAACGGCGGAUCAUUUCAACAUAAUGGGCAUCUUACAAGCCUGCAGCGAUUUCUUUGAGCAGCAGCUGACCCCGCAGAACUGCAUCGGCUUCUGGUUGUUCACAGACACGUACUACUACCCCAAGUUGACACACAAGGCCCUUCUCUACAUUCUGAACAAUUUCGAGCAGGUUGUUGCCACCUCAGAAGAGUUUCUUAUGCUCUCGGUACGACACCUGGUUAAAAUAAUUCAGAGUGAUCACCUCAUUGUGAGAAAGGAGGAGACUGUGUAUGAGGCUGUCCUUCGAUGGAUCGCCUUUGCACCCGAAGAACGAAGAGAACACAACUCUCUCCUUUUGUCCAAUGUCAGACUGACUUUGAUGAGUCCAGAAUACAUCAUAGACAACCUGGCUGAAGAGGAGAUUGUAAAGUCAAGUCAAGAGUGUCGAUUGAUCAUCCUGAAGACCCUGGACCCCUUACUUGAGCACAUGCCUUUCACCAGCAAACCUUUGGUCCCUCCUCGGCUGCCCCCCAACCUCCUGUUAGCUCUGGGAGGCUGGAGCAAUGGUGGGCCUACCAACUUAAUCGAGGCCUAUGAUGCUCGCAUAGACCGCUGGGUCAACGUAGACUAUAAAGAGAAAUUCCCCCGGGCGUACCAUGGCACAGUCUUUCUCAAUGGAUCAGUUUAUUGUGUUGGUGGUUUUGACGGUGUGAAGCAGUUCAGCUCCGUGCACAGACUUGAACUGACCACGCACACUUGGCAGGAAGUGUCACCAAUGCACUCGAGCCGCUGCUUCGUCAGCAUAACGGUGAUGGACGGGUACAUAUAUGCCCUGGGAGGCUACAAUGGUCACGAGCGACUGGAAACUGCUGAGCGCUACGAUCCCAGGAGCAACCAGUGGACUUUAAUCGCAUCCAUGCAUGAGCAGAGGAGUGAUGCCAGUUGCACAAACCUCCAUGGCAGGGUGUACGUUUGUGGCGGCUUCAAUGGGAGAGAGUGCCUAUCGACAGCUGAGUGUUACAACCCUAACACCAACCAGUGGACAAUGAUUGCCCCCAUGAGCAACAGACGAAGUGGAGUUGGGGUCAUCGCAUAUGCAAACCAAAUAUUUGCAGUCGGCGGCUUCAACGGAACCAAACGUUUGCCCACUGCGGAGGCCUACGACCCCUUCACCUGCAGCUGGUACAGCAUGCCGCCCAUGCAGUGCCCCCGCAGCAACUUUGGCAUCUCAGUGAUCAACGGCUGCCUUUUUGUCAUGGGAGGCUACAACGGUUCCGACACCAUCUUCGAUGUUGAGUUUUAUGACGUCAGAACUCAUGAGUGGUCGGAAGCCCGCAACAUGAACGUCUCCCGCAGCGCGCUGAGCUGCUGCGUGGUGUCUGGGAUCAGCAACAUGGCUGAUUAUGCUGCCUCUUUUAACCCUUUCUCCUUGCAAUUACCCUGUGAGCAGAAGGGUGAGGUGGAGGAAUAA